CUCCGCCUUAGUUUCAGGACUAGGACUAUUUACAAGUCUGACUUACAUCUUGAAGUCUAGAAUGACACUACUGGUAUCAAAUAGAAUAGGAAUACAUGAAGCAAGGACAAACUAUUUAUACUCACCUUUUAGUGUUCUGCAUUUGUUAUUGGUUCAGUGUUUACCGGAAAACAAAUAAACGAAUCAAAAACACAAAGUUAAAUAUCAAUAAGCCAUUUGCGAUGUUGCUAUAAAAUAUCAAGAGGGGAAAAAAUCAAGUUUCCUCUGGUUUCCAACAGACUAUAAAGUAAAGAAAUGGACUUUGUCAACAAAAGUAAAACUGUGACCAUCAUUGGAAUGGGAGACUUUGGGCGUGCUCUUGCAAAGAGACUCCUCAGCUUUGGUUAUUCCGUAACCUUCGGGUGUUUAAAUCCCAACUCUCACAAGAUCUCGCCUCUAGAUCCGCUGUUCUCGCAGACUCUCAUCACCUCCACCAAAAGCGCCAUCCGCGCUAACGAAGUUGUGUUCUUGUGCAUCAGCGUCGUGCACUUCCAACACUUCGCCGAGAAGUACAAAGCAGCUCUCUCACGGAAAAUCGUGGUCGACGUCUCCAACAGGGUCAAGGACUUCUAUGUAAAAAAUUCGAAUGCGGAAUUUUUACAGUCGUUGCUUCCGGAUGCGAUCGUCGUCAAGGCUUUCAACGUUGUUUCCGCUUACGUCAUGGAAGGGAACUCUGUGCAGAAUUCACGAGUCGUCCCUGUGGCAAGCAAUCACUCCUUAGCUCGGCAGGCAAUAAUAGACUUAGGCAAUGAGGCAGGCUUUCGUCCAUACGACGCCGGCAUGUUGUCGAACUCGGGUUCUAUUGAACUCAAUUCCACAAGAAUGUUUGCUAAAUGGAAGGUGCCUGUGGUGACUGCUGCAGCUGUGUACGCUUUGUGGUGGCUGUUUGUAGCCUACGUGGACUUUAUAAGGAAGGUCAACUUCACAUGGGAGCAGGUCUUUCUUAGGGUGGCCAACAAACCAUUAUGCAUGACGGCCAUAACUUUGUUAGCUCUGACCUACUUGCCAGGUUGUCUUGCUGCCAUGUACCAUCUAGUCAACGAUACUAAGUACCAUAAGUUUCCCAAGUGGCUGGACUCGUGGCUCGCGGCGCGAAGGCAGAUAGGUCUGGUGGCCUUUGCACUGACUAGCAUGCAUGUGUACAUAUCAACUCUCCUUCUCAGGCCAACAUACUUUCCGUCAUGGUUCAACUGUUCUGUGAUAGCACCAGGUCUUGAUGGGAGUGACACCUGGAUGAAUUGGAAGGGUGAGCUGUCGUGUCUAACAGGACUUCUUGGCAUGUUGGCAAUGUGCGUCCUGGCUGUUAUCACCAUCCCUGGCGUCACUGACUCUUUAAACUGGGCGGAGUGGCGGUUCUUGCAGUCCAAAUGUGGUUGCCUGGCAUUGUUAUUCUCCACCGGACACGCCUGGGUGAUGGGCGCCCCUGUGUGGAUGAACUACACUAGAUGGGUGGAUGUCCUGACCUCUGAGACAUUCGUUAGCUCAUUCCUCCCAGCUCUAGUUGUCGUGCUGCGAGUAAUUCAGUCGCUACCUUUUAUUAGACAUUCGCUCAUAAGGAUUAGAAAAGGGCGAAUUGACGAUGACCCUUAUUUAAUUACUAUCACGACUGAGACCAGCCAAGUGGCAAGAAAAACAUCGGUAGAGAUGUCCAAUCUUACAUAUACUGACCAAACAACUAGUCUCUCGGAGAAGCUGCAACAGCACCCCAACAGAACUCAAGCUCAGGCUGUCGGCUCUGAAGACAUUCAAGGCCCCAGCCCAUCGAGCGGAGACCACAGUCGCGUCAUUUGCACCAAAGAUUCAAGAGCGCAGCCCAAAGAUAUUCUAGUUUGUGAAAAUGCUUCAGCAGCAAAGUCUCCCAUGAGUCAGACUGUGGUCAAAAGAACAGAUGAUGAUGUCCGUGUUAGAGUAACAAACUUAGGUGAUAGGGAAGUGACCUCGCCGCUAAUUACAAGUGGCAAUGAAAGUGAUUCCUGUGAAGAACUAGUUUCCAGAGUUUAGAACUAGAUGUAGUUUUUAGAGCUUUAACAACAAAGUAGAAUAAAGUUCGAAUAUGAUUUCCUUUUAUAUACUAAAGAUUAAAAACUAUUUUUAAAAAAUGUA
Biomphalaria glabrata is the source of this 2142-nucleotide messenger RNA. Its product is annotated as metalloreductase STEAP4-like. The transcript has 5 exons. Gene Ontology annotation, cellular component: plasma membrane; endosome. The record is from RefSeq and is a predicted model, not a curated record. The coding region runs from base 295 to 2040 and encodes 581 amino acids. Gene Ontology annotation, molecular function: cupric reductase (NADH) activity; ferric-chelate reductase (NADPH) activity. NCBI's taxonomy places the organism in Eukaryota, Metazoa, Mollusca, Gastropoda, Planorbidae. Gene Ontology annotation, biological process: copper ion import.